AUGGCUUCAGUCGCUCGUCUCAGCAACGCUGCCCUCCGGGCUUCCCUCCGUUCUUCUCCCGUCAAUGGCUCUGCCUUCAACGCCAUUCGAUGCUACUCCGCCAAGACCCAGACCUUGAAGGAGCGAUUCGCCGAGCUUCUGCCCGAGAAGAUUGAGCAGGUCAAGGCCCUCCGAAAGGAGCAUGGUUCCAAGGUUAUUGACAAGGUCACUCUUGACCAGGUCUACGGUGGUGCCCGUGGCAUCAAGGCCCUCGUUUGGGAGGGUUCCGUCCUCGACUCUGAGGAGGGUAUCCGAUUCCGUGGCAAGACCAUCCCCGAGUGCCAGGAGCUUCUCCCCAAGGCUCCCGGUGGCAAGGAGCCCCUUCCUGAGGGUCUCUUCUGGCUUCUCCUGACCGGUGAGGUCCCUACUGAGCAGCAGGUCCGCGACCUCUCCGCUGAGUGGGCUGCCCGCUCCGAUCUCCCCAAGUUCGUCGAGGAGCUCAUCGACCACUGCCCUACCGACCUCCACCCCAUGGCUCAGUUCUCCCUGGCCGUUACUGCUCUCGAGCACACCUCCAGCUUCGCCAAGGCCUACGCCAAGGGUAUCAACAAGAAGGAGUACUGGGGCUACACCUUUGAGGACUCCAUGGACCUCAUUGCUAAGCUCCCCAACAUCGCUUCUCGUAUCUACCAGAACGUCUUCAAGGGCGGAAAGGUUGCUCCCAUCCAGAAGGACAAGGAUUACUCCUUCAACUUCGCCAACCAGCUUGGCUUCGCCGACAACGCCGACUUCGUCGAGCUCAUGCGUCUUUACCUGACCAUCCACACCGACCACGAGGGUGGCAACGUUUCUGCCCAUACCACUCACCUUGUCGGCUCUGCUCUCAGCUCCCCCUUCCUCUCUCUCGCCGCUGGUCUUAACGGUCUUGCCGGUCCCCUCCACGGUCUUGCCAACCAGGAGGUCCUUAACUGGCUCACCGAGUUCAAGAAGUCUGUUGGCGAUGACCUUAGCGACAAGGCCAUCACUGACUACCUCUGGUCCACCCUCAACGCCGGCCGUGUCGUCCCCGGUUACGGUCACGCCGUUCUCCGAAAGACCGACCCCCGUUACAUGGCUCAGCGCACUUUCGCUCAAGAGAAGAUGCCCAACGACCCCAUGUUCAAGCUCGUCUCUCAGGUCUACAAGAUCGCCCCUGGUGUCCUCACCGAGCACGGCAAGACCAAGAACCCCUACCCCAACGUUGACGCCCACUCCGGUGUCCUCCUCCAGUACUACGGUCUCACUGAGGCUAACUACUACACCGUCCUCUUCGGUGUCUCUCGUGCCAUUGGUGUCCUUCCCCAGCUCAUCAUUGACCGCGCUCUCGGUGCCCCCAUCGAGCGACCCAAGUCUUUCUCCACUGACAAGUGGGCUGAGCUCGUCAAGAAGCUGUAA
This is a messenger RNA of Fusarium venenatum, 1413 nucleotides long. Its product is annotated as citrate synthase mitochondrial precursor. NCBI's taxonomy places the organism in Eukaryota, Fungi, Ascomycota, Sordariomycetes, Hypocreales, Nectriaceae. Gene Ontology annotation, cellular component: mitochondrial matrix. Gene Ontology annotation, biological process: tricarboxylic acid cycle; carbohydrate metabolic process; citrate metabolic process. The record is from RefSeq and is a predicted model, not a curated record.